This is a messenger RNA of Drosophila gunungcola (fruit fly), 2267 nucleotides long. RefSeq lists its product as uncharacterized. The transcript has 8 exons. The record is from RefSeq and is a predicted model, not a curated record. The coding region runs from base 624 to 2162 and encodes 512 amino acids. Lineage: Eukaryota; Metazoa; Arthropoda; Insecta; Diptera; Drosophilidae.
UAUUUUGGCAUCGUGUUAUUUUUAUGCUUGCCCGCACGAGAGGCUGUCGCUUUCCUCUGGCCACUUUCCACUUGCCACUUUUCCGCUCAGUCGCCAGCAGGACAUCGAGCAGUGCAAGUCGCGCGGUCGCACUUUUCCGAUAUCGGUUUUGGAUGUGGCUCGUGUGUCGACGGUUGGUGUUGUUGUAGCUGUUGCUGUUGCUACUAUUGCGCUGCUGCUACUGCUGCUACUGCUGCUGCUGCUGUUGCAGUGGCACGUGAAGUUGUGGACUUGGUAAAGUUUCGAUUCGUCGCCUGUGCGUCCUUGCCGCAUCCUUAGCCUUGCUCACGGUCACACGGACCUCCCAUCCCCCCCUCCUCCAUACAAGGGCCAAUUGAAUGCACUAGUUCAGGUGAAAUAACGCAGGCAGCCGGGGCAUAAAAGCCACCUCAACCCCGUGACAUUCGCAAUCCGUGCAUUAGCAUUACCAUAAAGUGCUUGGAUAUUGAUGCACAACAGCCGGAAGACGAGAUGCCAUAAGCCCGGAAAACGCAACCAACCAAGGCUGCAGGUGUACGACCAGCGGAAAUCCCUGCGCGGAAGAGAUGCAUUACAUUUGGCAGUAAAGUGAAAGUGUGUGGAAGAUGAGCGAACGGGGCAGCGGGGGAGCGGUGACCGGUGGGCGGCAUGCUCGCGUUAGUCCGACGCCGGGACGUGGCAGCAAGAUUGCGUAUACGCCGUGUCCGCGCUCCGAGCCGCCGCAGGAUCUGGCGCUCGCCAUUCCGCCGCCGCCGCGCAACUGCCUGGCCAUCCCGAUGUCCUCGCUGCAGACGGCCAACGGACCCGGCAACAAUAAAGAACGAUGUAGCGCCCUGUCGGGCAUCCCGAGCACCCCGCUGUCGAGCACCGCCCCCUCGCUGGCCCUGCCCGGCAACCUGCCCUACGAGCUGGACAUUCCGCAGCCGCUGGUCGACCGCCGGCCGUCCGUCUCGUUGAUGCGCUGGAAUAGCAGUAGCGGACCGGGUACGGAGAGUGGCAGCAACAGUGCUAGCAACAGCCUGAUCCGCCUGCAGCAGCAGCAGCAGCUACAGCAGCAGCUACAGCAGCAGCUACAGCAGCAACUACACCAGCAACUGCAGCGGCAGCAGCAGCAGCAACAGCAACAGCACCAGCAGCAUCUAUUGGCAACAGCAACAGCAACAACACUGGGGUACGCUGAUGCAACGGUGGCCACGGCAACAACAACAUUGCUAGCGGCCGCAGCUGCAGCCACGCGGCAAGUGAACUUUGGCGGUGGCGCCAACUCGGGAGUCACACGAGCGGAACCCAUCUCACUAGCCACCCUGGAUCGCGACUGCUUCAUCAUUCCCGUGCACAGUGUGGAUCGAUUCCUGCCAGCUGGCAUUCCGCUGCCCGCUUUGAAUGCCGAGGGUAAGGCCACUAGUCCGCUGAGCGUGUUGGAAGUGUCCGAUCCCAAGCUGUGCAUCCUGGUGCAUUUGAUGAGUCCCCUGGAGGCCAUCGAUCCGGUGAUGGAGUCGCCUCUGUCGCAUCCGCUGCUGAAGCAGCGCUCCAUUGCCGCCGAACUGGUGACCGAGGUGCAGCAGGCCAACACGGCGGUGGGUGGUAUGCUACUGGCCAACAUGGAGAAGAACUCCGAGUUCCCCUUCAUCUCGUACUACCUGAUUAAUACGCUGCAAACGGAUCCUUCCAGCUUCUACGCCGGCCUGCGCGUCUCCUCGCUGUCCAAGUUCGAGCCAAAGGCCCUCAAAUACACUGCCGCCCACACCCUGGAUCUCUAUAGCGAGGUGGCGGCCAUUUGCCGUCCGCCGUUGGUUUUGCCCUCGAACGAGGCCGGCAGCUUCAAGAAAUCGCAGACCGCCGCCACCGGCUACAUUAUUAGCGUGUUCAAGGUUUUCGAGGGCGACGAUGGCGAACGAUUCGAAAAGAAUUGGCUCUACUGGACAGGCGCCCGGAUGCUGUACAGGUAUCUGCCACGUGCCGCGGGACUGCGGCGCAUCGCGCUGCACAAGAGCACCUCGCAGAAGGGCGACAAGAUGUACCUGCUGGUGUGCGAGUGUGCCGACCUGCUCAAGGACAUCUCGCUGGCCGCCUUCCUGAUUCCGGCACUGCGAGCCCGGCUCUGCGGAUACACGGGACUCUAUCGACCAAUACAGGCCUUCUAGUUGCCGGAACCACGUAUUUUUUUCAACAUAUUUCCUGUAAAUAGUGGAUCUAGCGAUGGGACGGGCCAAACUAAAUGCGAAACAAACACUGCAAUGUGAAAGAAA